Molecule: messenger RNA, 1514 nt
Organism: Budorcas taxicolor (takin)
Lineage: Eukaryota; Metazoa; Chordata; Mammalia; Artiodactyla; Bovidae
Gene: GTF2E2
Product: general transcription factor IIE subunit 2
Exons: 8
Coding region: 250-1119 (289 amino acids)
Biological process (GO): transcription initiation at RNA polymerase II promoter
Cellular component (GO): transcription factor TFIIE complex
Source: RefSeq, a predicted model, not a curated record
CCAGCCGCCCGAUCAGGAAGUGGCGGGCGGAGCCGGGGUAAGAGUCGCCGCUUCAGCCGCCGCCUCAGCAGCAGCCGCCAGUGCGAAGACCCCCGAGCUGGCGGGGCAGCGCUGGGCAUGCGUACCGGGCGGCGGAGGCGCUGACAACGAGCUCGAAGCGGCAGCCACGCGGGCGUGGGCGGCUGGUCCAGGCGGAGGCUCUGGGAGGCGGCGGCGGGGCGCGUGGGGCGGCCCUUCUGGCUCAGCAUUAUGGAUCCAAGUCUUUUGAGAGAACGGGAGCUAUUCAAAAAACGAGCUCUUUCCACUCCUGUAGUAGAAAAACGUUCUGUGUCUUCGGAGCCAUCAUCAUCAAAGAAGAAAAAAGCAAAGCUAGAACAUGGAGGAUCAUCGGGCUCCAAACAAAAUUCUGAUCAUAGCAAUGGAUCAUUUAAUUUGAAAGCUCUGUCAGGAAGCUCUGGAUAUAAGUUUGGCGUUCUGGCUAAGAUUGUGAAUUACAUGAAGACACGGCAUCAGCGAGGAGAUACACAUCCUCUUACUUUAGAAGAAAUUUUGGAUGAAACGCAACAUUUAGAUAUUGGACUCAAGCAGAAGCAAUGGCUAAUGAGUGAGGCACUAGUCAAUAAUCCCAAAAUUGAAGUAGUAGAUGGAAAGUAUGCCUUUAAGCCCAAGUACAACUUAAAAGAUAAGAAGGCUCUGCUUAGGCUCUUGGAUCAGCAUGACCAGCGAGGCUUAGGAGGGAUUCUUCUAGAAGACAUCGAGGAAGGAUUGCCCAAUUCCCAGAAAGCUGUCAAGGCUUUAGGGGACCAGAUACUAUUUGUAAACCGUCCUGAUAAGAAGAAAAUUCUUUUCUUCAAUGAUAAGAGCUGUCAGUUUUCUGUGGAUGAAGAGUUUCAGAAACUGUGGAGGAGUGUCACCGUGGAUUCAAUGGACGAGGAGAAAAUUGAAGAGUAUCUGAAGCGACAGGGUAUUUCUUCCAUGCAGGACUCCGGACCAAAGAAAGUGGCCCCAAUUCAGAGAAGGAAAAAGCCUGCCUCACAGAAAAAGCGACGGUUUAAGACUCACAAUGAGCACUUGGCUGGGGUGCUGAAGGACUACUCUGAUAUCGCUCCUGGCAAGUAGUAAACAGUUUGGUCUGAGAGCAAAGAGUUUCAAAGUCAAGAUCUUCCGUGUUGACGCUGGCAUCUGCAGGCUGAUCAUCUUCCUGUUCUCCCACCUAGGACUGAGGAGAGGAGCAGUUCGGUUUACAGAACUAGGGCAAAUUACCAAACUCGAAGCUUGUUUUCCUUAAGGGGCUAAUGAGAAAUGUGAUGUCCCCUGUGAACCUCCUGUCACUUCUCGGGGGAACGGCGCUCAGCAUGGCGUGCAGGCAUCUUUGCUAUUUAUCGCUACUUCUAAGUGGCUCCUGGUUCCAUUUUCCCCUCUUUUAUUACUUUAGAACAAGUUUGCUGGUAGUCUUGAAUGCAAUAUUUGUUUAUUCCAAAAGAUCAUAUUUAUAAUAAAAUCAUUGUAGAAGG